AAGAGGGUACUUAGGGAGGGUUUGGGUUAGUACAGCCACAGUGCUAACCGAACUGUGUAGAACGGAAACUUCAUUGCCCGGACGUUUGUUGUUUUUACUGGUGUCUGUUGUUCAGCACAGCCGGCCACCAUGCCCACUGACGCCCAAAGUGAUGCUCGCUCCUUCCUGACGGAGGAGAUGAUUUCAGAGUUCAAAGCCGCUUUCGACAUGUUCGACACAGACGGUGGUGGUGACAUCAGCACCAAGGAGUUGGGUACCGUGAUGAGGAUGCUGGGUCAGAACCCAUCAAGGGAGGAGUUGGAUGCCAUCAUUGAGGAGGUUGAUGAGGACGGCAGCGGUACCAUUGACUUCGAGGAGUUCUUGGUUAUGAUGGUGCAGCAGUUGAAGGAGGACCAGGCUGGAAAGAGUGAAGAGGAACUUUCAGAAUGCUUCCGUAUUUUUGACAAGAACGGAGAUGGUUUCAUCGACCGGGAGGAGUUUGGAGAAAUCCUCCACCUCACCGGAGAAUCAGUUACAGAGGAAGAUAUUGAUGAGAUGUUCGGGGAAUCGGACUCAAACAAAGAUGGAAAGAUUGAUUUUGAUGAGUUUCUGAAAAUGAUGGAGAACGUCCAGUAAUGAGACCAGCUCUACAUUCCUUGGUGACCCUUCCUCGGAGAGAACAUGAAGCACGCUGUCUGAUGGAAAUCUGUUCAGAACAAACUCAAGAUGCUAUAAAACCCUGUGCCAUAAUGAAAAUGAUGUAGUUUCUGAGAUAUCAAACUGGAUACAAGUGAAACGCCUUUAUCCCCACCCCCCUUCCCCUUCUCACAUGAAACCCUGGGGCUUGGUGAGGAUAUCUAUAAAUACCCAUUCAGACCUUUUAAGACGAAGGCACUUUCUCCCUGCCACCUCCUUGCGAGGGCCACCCAGCUGUCUAUUUGGCAGCUGCCGUCCCUUCAGAAAUGCUACACCACCUAACUUUAACACCCACCCUCCUCCCCAUCAUGGUACUCCACCCUCUCCUGUGCUUUCUAAAUAAAUCAGCUCUCUCCUUCCCCUCA
Messenger RNA from Toxotes jaculatrix (banded archerfish), 1040 nucleotides. Its product is annotated as troponin C, skeletal muscle. The record is from RefSeq and is a predicted model, not a curated record. Lineage: Eukaryota; Metazoa; Chordata; Actinopteri; Toxotidae. The coding region runs from base 130 to 615 and encodes 161 amino acids. Gene Ontology annotation, molecular function: enzyme regulator activity; calcium ion binding. The transcript has 6 exons.